AUGGAGAAUAUCCGUGGUGCCAUCUUAAACAAUGAGAUGGUUUUGUCUUAUCUUAGAUGUGAGCUUAUGCUUCUUCACACUCAAGCGCCAUAUUCCCAGAUUUUAAAAAUAUAUCUCACCUUCAACAUCAGCCCCGAGCCGACAAUCCCACAAGACCUUUUUAUGAUGAUUCAGGAAACCAUAUCAAGUAGCGUAGAAGAACUUCCACAACCCAACCCAAACCCAAUUAAUCAAACAGUCGUCUCAGACGAUGAUGCAACAAUCGAGCAAAAUUCAGAAGAACUUAAAAAGAUCGAGGCAGCGAUGAUUGAGGAAAAGCGUGAGUUGGAAAAAGAAAAACACAAAACCCGCCGUCCACACACACGGACUUCCACAAAAGACAAAACUGAAGAGAAAAACGCAAUGAAACCGGUCCCUUCAAACACAUCACCAAAAGCGCGAAAAAGACGAACACGAAAAACGACUCAGAAGAGUAAAUUAGAUGAUGUGAAUGAGCAUUUAGUGAGUUUCAUGAAGAGUAGGAGUGUUGGGAUGAUCAAAACUGGUCGAGUGGAGAAACAAGAGAAGGUGCUCAAUGAAGAUAAUGACGCGACUGAAAUUGAAUCAUUUCUGGGGAAUGAAGGGGAUGACAGUACAACGGAAAUAGUUGAACCAACUGCAACACUACAAGUGUCGACAACUCAAAUGGACGAAGAAAACACCAAAACAAUUAAACCAGAAGUUGUUCAAAUGGAAGAGGAAUUGCCACGUAUUGAGAAAGUUGAAACGGUUGAGACCAUUGAAAAAAAUGAUAAUACGAAAAUGGAAGAGGAAGUCAAAGAAGUGCAGAAAACGAAAGUCGAAGGCGAGAACUUGGAGGAAAAUAAAAAAGAAACGGAAACGCCUGUAAUAGAGGCAAAUACCCAAGAAAAUGGACCAAUAGAAAAUGUUGGAUUAAAAAUUAAUUUGCAUUUUAACAACGAAAAUACCAUUCAAAAUACAAAUGAGGAACUCGACAAGAAAGAAGAAAACAACGAGAAACAAGAAAAUGUGAUUGAAAACGAUGAAAUAAAGAAACCAAAAAGAAAGACGUCGCGGAAGAGAUCAUCGAACCUCCCCGCACCCGUCAGAAGAUUACAAUCGAGAAAAAGAAAGACGAGAAAGAGGACAAAGAAGAGUGUUGUUAAAAAGAUGGAUAUAGAAGAAGAAAAUUCAGAAGAGAGUGAAAACAAUGAUGAAGAGGAGGAAGAAGAGAAUGAUACAAGCGAUAUGGAAUCAUCAUCAAGUGAUGAAGAGGAAAAUGAUAAAGAAAGUAAAAAGCAACACAAAAAGGUUAAGAAAGUUGAUGAAACAGCUAUUGAAGAUAAAGAAGAGAAAUUGAAACCUAAGAAACAUCAGAAGAGGAAGCAAAUUGAAGAGGAAAGCAGCGAUGAGGAGAAUGAAGCAAAGAAUAAAAGAAAAUUGAGACUCAGAAGUAGGUCAAUACACCCACUUAUAGACACGGUCGACGAGGUGUCAUACACAACAUGGAAGAGAGGGUACGAGAAAAGAAAAGAGAAGAAAAAAGAUUGA
This is a messenger RNA of Entamoeba invadens IP1, 1551 nucleotides long. Its product is annotated as peptidyl-prolyl isomerase cwc27, putative. The record is from RefSeq and is a predicted model, not a curated record. Bases 1 to 1551 code for a protein of 516 amino acids. NCBI's taxonomy places the organism in Eukaryota, Evosea, Mastigamoebida, Endamoebidae. The transcript has a single exon.